CCUCCCCUCUUAAAGCAGGCUGGCUGGGGGAUUCUGGGAGUGGAAGUCGACUAAUCUUAAAGUCGCCCUUGGAGCCACGGGCGGGCGGAGCCCCAGCCGCCAGCCGGGGGCGCUUGCUUCUACCAAGCCGAGGGGACCCAACCAGCCGCCCUGGCCGGGCGAGGUCGCUGCUUUCCGGCUUGCUGGGGCCGAGGGCUCCGCGCUUGGUCCGCCCGGCCGGCUGCGCGCCCCGCCCUCCUCCUCGUGGCCGGCGAAGGGGCGGCCCGGGCCGGCCGGGCGCUGGGCAGGCUCGCUCUUGCGCACUCGGAGCGCAGCAGCAGCAACCGCCGCCGCCGGAGGAGCAGCAGCAACCCAGAGGGGGUCCGCCGGCCGCUCCGGCUCUCGCGCAAAAGCCGCGCAAGGCAGCCGGGAGCGCGCAGCCCCCCAUGAGCCCGCGGGGGGCAGCGCAGCGGAGUCAGCCCGGGGGUGGCCGCCCGGCCGGCCCGUUCCGCCCCUCCGGCCGGCCCGGACCCCCCGCGCCCAGGAUGAUCCCCCACUUCUCGGCCGACGCCGUCAUCUCGCAGAACGCCAUCAACCAGCUCAUCAGCGAGAGCUUCCUCACCGUCAAAGGGGCUGCCCUCUUCCUGCCCCGCGGCAAUGGGUCCUCCACCCCCAGGGUCAACCACCGGCGCAACAAGCACGCAGGAGACCUCCAGCAACACCUCCAAGCCAUGUUUAUGCUGCUUCGCCCUGAGGAUUAUAUCCGACUGGCAGUGAGACUGGAGAGCACCUAUCAAAACCGCACACGCUACAUGGUGGUGAUUUCGACAAAUGGCCGGCAAGACACGGAGGAGAGCAUCGUCCUGGGGGUGGAUUUUUCAUCCAAUGACAGCACCGUUUGCACAAUGGGGCUGGUCCUGCCGCUCUGGAGCGAUGCCCUCAUCCAUUUGGACGGCGAUGGGGGCUUCAGCGUUUCCACCGACAAUCGCAUCCACAUCUUCAAACCGGUGUCCGUACAGGCUAUGUGGUCUGCCCUGCAGAGCCUUCACAAAGCCUGCGAAGUGGCCCGGAUCCAUAACUAUUACCCUGGCAGCCUUUUCCUCACCUGGGUCAGCUACUAUGAGAGCCACAUCAAUUCCGACCAGUCCUCGGUCAACGAGUGGAAUGCCAUGCAGGAUGUCCAGUCCCACCGCCCGGAUUCCCCAGCCCUCUUUACGGACGUCCCCACGGAACGCGAGCGGACAGAGCGUCUGAUCAAGACCAAAUUGAGGGAGAUUAUGAUGCAGAAGGAUCUGGAGAACAUCACGUCCAAAGAGAUCCGCACAGAACUGGAAAUGCAGAUGGCGUGCAAUCUGCGAGAAUUUAAGGAAUUCAUAGAUAACGAGAUGAUCAUCAUCCUGGGCCAGAUGGACAGCCCCACGCAGAUCUUCGACCAUGUCUUCCUGGGUUCGGAGUGGAACGCCUCCAAUCUGGAAGACUUGCAGACAAGAGGGGUGCGGUAUAUCCUGAACGUCACUCGUGAGAUCGACAAUUUCUUCCCGGGAGUUUUUGAAUACCACAAUAUCCGAGUUUACGACGAAGAGGCGACGGAUUUGCUGGCUUACUGGAACGACACCUACAAAUUCAUCUCCAAAGCCAAGAAGCACGGCUCCAAGUGCCUGGUCCACUGCAAGAUGGGCGUCAGCCGCUCGGCCUCCACCGUCAUCGCCUACGCCAUGAAGGAGUACGGCUGGAACCUCGACCGGGCCUACGAGUACGUCAAGGAGCGCCGUAGCGUCACCAAGCCCAACCCCAGCUUCAUGCGCCAGCUGGAGGAGUACCAGGGCAUCCUCCUGGCCAGCAAGCAACGCCACAACAAGCUCUGGCGCUCGCACUCCGAGAGCGACAUCUCGGACCACCACGAGCCUAUCGGCAAGUCGGGGAUGGAGGUCAGCAAAAAAGAAAUUACCACCUCGGCCGACCGGAUCUCCGAGAACAGGUCUUCCAGCAGCCUCGUGGCGGUGCCCGUGGGGAUCGGCGCCAGCCCACACGGACCCUUGCUGUGCCAUUUGGGCUCCGGCCCUUUGCCGAAUCUUCCAGGCAAGGAGAGGGUGAUCCAGCUGGAAAUUGCGCCCCGAGACAUCGACGCCGAGCAAAUGGAGGACCAGCUGAAUUUGAACAACCUCAACGGGUGCCCUACCGGAUGCUGUGUGGGCGACGCCGAGUCGCCCCUAGACAACUGCAAUCCCUCCGAGGCCUUACUGGAGCAAGGGGGUGCCUUGACAUCGGCCGGCGGCUUUCCGGACUUGGCGGUGGACGAGUUAGAGAACGACGCCCUCAAGCCGGGAGACGGGAACGUCCACCUGAUGCCCAUGGAGGUGUUGGAGUCCUGCUUGCGAGACACGCCCAGCCCGCCCGGCAACCUUUCUCAGCCGGACGAAGAAGAGGAGGAGGAGGAAGAGGAAGAAGAAGAAGAGGAGGAAGCUACAGCGGGAGAUUUUGGCACGGAUCGGAUUGACUUCUUCAGCGCGUUGGAGAAGUUUGUGGAGCUGUCGCAGGAGAAGAGGCCGCGGGCCACGUCCAGAGCGGAAGAUCUGGGCAACGGGCGAAACGGGAAUCCCCGGGUCUCCGGCUUGGAGCUGCUGCCUUGCGAUCCUGCCGAGCAGGCCCGGCGAAGCGCCUCGGCGGGCAGCUCCCCGCAGGUCUCGGAGGGGUCGUCUCUGGAGGAGGAGCAGCUGAAGCUCUCGGAACCUGAGCCUCCCAUGGGCCUGAGCCGGUCCCAUUCCCCUGUCAUCUCAGUCAAAGGGAUCGUCACUGAGAUCGAGUCGAUCCAUCAGGGAGGAUCGCAGGGACCAGCCAAGGCAGAGACCACCAACAAUCCACUCCCAACGCCCAAGAGGACCCUCCUCCACGAGACGCCAGCUGAGGACAGCAAGCACGGGAAGGCCGAGGAGGCAGGGGACACGGCCGGACCUGUCCCAAAAGAAGCUGCUCGGGAGCCGUUGAAACCGGAUCCAGAUGGGUCUUCGUUGCCCCCAAUGCUUGCUUCUAAGCCAGACGUGGAAGGAAGGGGCUUGGCUGAAGACCCCGCAGAUGCCCGAGUCCUCCCCGGGCCCAAAUGGUGUCCGGGUUCCGUCCGACGGGCCACUCUGGAGUUUGAAGAGCGUCUACGGCAAGAGCAGCAAGAUUUGCAGCACACUCCCCCUAUCGCCCUCUUCCCCGUCCGGAAGAAUUCCAGGAACGAGUCCCCCGCCUCCGAUCCAAGUGCCAAGGGCAAGAACGAGGAUCCACCUCACGAGCCGGCCGAGCUCCCGAAGAGUAACGAGGUCUUGAGGACGGGCAGCAGCUGCGAGACCAUGACUGUCACUGAACCGCCGUCGGAAGUGUCUCCUCCACCGGAAGUCCCUGCGGAGAUAUCGGGCGUAGCUCACGAGCACCGGAUGGUGCUUUGGAUGGAGAGUGACGAGAGUCCUCCUCUGCUCAGCCCCCUCCCCAAGAGAAUCGAGAUCAUCGAAUACACACCUGCUUUGCCUGGCACGGAGGGGGCCGAGAAGGGGGGCACCGCCCGGACCCCAGAGAAAACCCUGGAUGAAAACUGCAACGCCACUUUCGGCUCGGAGACGCCUAGAUGCAGCCCGGAUUCGUCUGGGACUCCAGAACAGGAGAGCGGCCCCUUCAACAAAGCCCCCUUCUCUUGGGGGAGCCCGAAGGAGACGGACAAGGAGGCGGGGAAAACGGCACCGUCUAACCUGGCAGCCCCCUCCUCUCCUGCCAACCGAGCGAGGUGUUCCCCUCCACCUUCUUCAUGUGGCCAGCCCCGUCUCGGCCUGGAGGGGGUCACUCAGGACAGUACAAGCACCGAACCCGAGCCUGCUCCCUCGGGGGGCUAUGCUGGAAAUGGCCACUUCUCCCUGGAGGAGAGGGGAAGGGGUUUCUUGCCCUGGACACACUGGACCCCCGAUCCGGGAAAAAACCCUCCGGACGUCUGCGCAGCCCCACCUCUCCGCUGCUCUCUCCCUCGCCGUUCUAGCUGCGACGCUUGCGCCAAAGACAACGGCCAGGGGACAGGCCUGGUCAAGCAGCUGGCGAAAGAACUGGAAUGCCGCCUGCGGCAAGCUGGGCUGACCACGCCGUCCCAAAUGAAGCGCUCGGCCUCUUUGGCCAAAUUGGACAGUCUGGGCUCGCUGAAGGACGACUUGCCCCGUGGCUGCUGCCUGUCCAUCGGCGCCAGACCGGUCUCGCCCGAAUCGCUCCGGGUCCCCAUGCCGGAUCCGGUCAUCUCCUUGGCCCUCCUGUCUCCCGAGCCCACGAGGCAUUUGGUAGAACCGGUCAAGCUGUGGGAAAGCCUGGCCCUGAGUCGGCCGGUGGAAAGACCCCUGGCUCAAUUUGCCCAAGACUUCCCCCCGGCCUGUGGGCCCCCCGAAGGAACGUGGACUUGGGGCCACAGCCCGGCCCAGCCGGCCGGCCUCGCUCGAAUCCCCCCCACCAGAACUCGACUGCCCAGGAAAUUAAAAAAAUCCGAGCGGAAACGAACCACCAACCCCGUCUACAAUACGAUGUGAUCUCUGCCUCGGUUUCCCCUCCUUCCUCUCCCCCCCCUUCCUCCUCCCCCCCCCUUCCAACUUUUCACAAUCCCUCGGUUGUGUGUGUUCUUCAAAUUGGCGCAGAUGUAAUAUAUAACGAAACAUGCACUUUAUUAGUUAGGUUGUUUUUUAUAUAUAUAUAUAUAUAUAUAUAUAUAUAUAUAUAUAUUAUAUGUUCUUUUAUUUGUACGGUUCCUCCUUUUUUUUUUUGCAUGUACAUUUUCUGAAGCGGCUAAAAUUCAAGGUUUUACAAAAAAAAAAAUUACUCCCCAUCCGUGCGAGGGACUGCAGGAGCAUCCCGUGCUGUUUGUCGUGUUGUGUUUUAUUUCGUUUUGUUUUUCAUGGGAUGUUUUUUUUUUCUUCCUACCUAUGAAAAGAUUUUUACCUCUUAAUUUUUUUUUCCCCAGCUUUGUCUUAAAAGAACACCCUUUCUUUUGCAAAAAACGAAGAGGGGGGGGGGAAGAGGCCGUGGGUUUUAUUUUCCCACCGUCAUAGUCCAGCUGUUGCCAGAGAGUAGGGUUUGGGGUGUGCAAAGCCCCCGCUCUGCUAAUUAGGGGUGGGGGCCUGACAGGAGCCCCUUAAGUUCCACCUUGUCCUCCUCGGGUUGAACCCCUGGAUCCAAACAUUUGUGAAGUUUAUUUUCCUUGCUGCUCGCCUCCAAAAACGUCCAGGAGAAAGCCACAAUAUUGUAGCCCACGCACAUCAGGACCACGUCGCGCCCGUAAUGCCACUGAUGUCCACCAUGCCACCUCUUGUGGACCCCCCCCCCAAAGGGCCAUCCUGAUGCAUUUGAGUAGGGGGUGUCCGCUGUCUCCGAUCUUCUCCCUCCUCCCACAGGAAGCCCUUCCCAGACCUGGUGCCCCCUUCCCUCAAAAACAUUUGCCCACCUCUGCAGCUUCCGCCUCUUUCCCCAAGUGUGCCCACCCACCCACCCACCCAAGGCCUCUACAACACAGCGGGCAACCGGUAGCUUUGCCCACCGUGUUAAGGGCAGGGAACGCGUCGCGUGCCUGUGCGGGGGCUUGCAAGUGUGCCCCUCUUUAACUGCCCUUGCUGAAAACAGACCCUUUUUAGCCGCAAAAAAAAGAGAUUUAAAAUUUUGUGGGUUUGUUUUUUUAAAAAUAUAUAUAUAUAAUUUAUUUUCCGAAAGGGGUGUUCUUUUAAGGCAGGCAUUGGGG
Messenger RNA from Crotalus tigris (Tiger rattlesnake), 5719 nucleotides. Its product is annotated as protein phosphatase Slingshot homolog 2-like. Gene Ontology annotation, biological process: protein dephosphorylation; actin cytoskeleton organization; negative regulation of actin filament polymerization. Bases 426 to 4520 code for a protein of 1364 amino acids. NCBI's taxonomy places the organism in Eukaryota, Metazoa, Chordata, Lepidosauria, Squamata, Viperidae. Gene Ontology annotation, cellular component: cytoplasm. The transcript has 14 exons. Gene Ontology annotation, molecular function: protein tyrosine/serine/threonine phosphatase activity; actin binding. The record is from RefSeq and is a predicted model, not a curated record.